Molecule: messenger RNA, 3219 nt
Organism: Papilio polytes (common Mormon)
Lineage: Eukaryota; Metazoa; Arthropoda; Insecta; Lepidoptera; Papilionidae
Gene: Rab3
Product: ras-related protein Rab-3
Exons: 6
Coding region: 450-1109 (219 amino acids)
Biological process (GO): protein localization to plasma membrane; protein secretion; regulation of exocytosis
Cellular component (GO): synaptic vesicle; plasma membrane; endosome
Molecular function (GO): GTP binding; GTPase activity
Source: RefSeq, a predicted model, not a curated record
UAACAGCUGUGAGCGCGAAAGAGCACCAUCAAGGGCUAAGUUUUCUGAUAUAGAUGGUUAAUAUUUGCUCAAAAGGAUAUUUAAAAUACUAACCAGUGUUGAAAAAUCAUCAAGAAUGCAUAAGAAGUGUUAAAAGUUAUAUUGGAGAGAUUACGAAAGAGUCGUUGUGGACGUAUUGAUUUUCAAACCAACAAGCUGGCAGUAUUGAAUUAUUAAAGAACGAAGAAAUUAUUGAAAUAUUUUUCAAUAAGUGUUGUGCUAUUGGAAGUUACAAAGCUUUACCGAAAAAAAUCGAUAACCGCGUAGUCUGACAUCUGCUUGCGUGAUGCGAAUCUAAAAGAGAUAGCUAUAGGCGGAGAGCUGUACCCUUACACCGCCGAUAGCCAGUCUGCUGAUAAAAUAUAAAUACAGAAGUACCCUUCGCAAUUGAAGUCGAGAACUAAUUAAAGAUGGGUGGUGCUGAUAUCAAAUGGCAGAAGGAUGCUGGAGACCAGAACUUCGAUUACAUGUUCAAACUUCUUAUCAUCGGAAACAGUUCCGUCGGGAAGACCAGUUUCCUAUUUCGCUACGCGGACGAUUCCUUCACUUCAGCCUUCGUAUCCACUGUCGGCAUUGACUUCAAGGUGAAGACAGUUUUCCGUCACGACAAACGCGUUAAACUCCAAAUAUGGGACACUGCUGGCCAGGAGCGCUAUCGCACCAUCACAACUGCGUAUUACCGAGGCGCUAUGGGCUUCAUAUUAAUGUACGAUAUAACCAAUGAAGAAAGUUUCAAUAGCGUUCAAGAUUGGGUAACUCAAAUCAAGACGUAUUCGUGGGACAACGCCCAAGUGAUCCUGGUGGGCAACAAGUGCGAUAUGGAGGAGGAACGCGUGGUGAGCGCCGAGCGCGGCCGGCAGCUCGCCGAGCAGCUGGGCGUCGAGUUCUAUGAGACCAGCGCUAAAGAAAAUAUUAAUGUCAAGACGGUGUUCGAGCGCUUGGUUGAUAUAAUAUGCGACAAGAUGUCCGAGAGCCUGGACUCUGAACCAGCGAUGCUUGCUGGCGGCGCGCGCGGCCAACGUCUCACGGAGCAGCCGCAGAACAACGCAAACCCCAACUGCAACUGUUAAGAAAAUUAUUCUAUACAUUACUUACUGGACACUAUUUACACGAAGCCUUGUACUGAAUUAUCUGCGAUUCCGUCGUUUCUAGCUGACGUACAAAAGCUCACUUUGCAAGUCUAGAUUGACUUAUCGAUGUUAAAUGUUCUAAUGGAAAUGUUUGCCAAGAAUGUCCUGUUAUUUUUUUCUAUCUAGGUUUUAUUUUUCAAUCUUUCGUCCUUUGAUAGUUUUGUUUAUUUAUAAGUUAAUGUUAACAUUCUUUUACGUCAGUUCUAACAUUUUUUCUAUUACUUAUCUACGUAAGUUUUCGUAUAGGUCUAAUUCUACGUUAUAAAAAUCAUAUAAUUAAAUGUAUCGCCAUGUUGUUAAUGUCUUUAUUAAUUUCAAAAUUUAGUAGAAAAUUAGAUAAACUUGAUGUGAAUGUAUCGCUGAAUACAUUUUAUUGUUAACAACGCAUUUUCAUUGAUGUAUGUAAUUUAGAAUUGUUGAAACUUUGUGUAACAAUAAUAACAUGUAUUAGUAUUGAUAAAUAAUAUAGAUGUUAAGUAGCUACUCGUAUCUAUACUGCAAGCUGGAGUAGAGAUCUGAUAUAAUUUAGAUAUGAAAAUUUUCUAUGCUUCACGUUAAAUUUCCAAGCAUUUCUGUUGCAAUUGACUUAAUAUUAAUUUCAAAAAAUAUAUAACUUAAGGUGUGAAAGCCUUUUAAUUUUUCGAAUUGCGCAAAAUCAAUAAAUUUACGGAAAAAAUGUUUGAUAUGUCACGUUCGUCAAAGCUGCGAAUAAUGGACCAAAAUCAAGAAUAAGGAAAUGUUCACAAAAAUAGUUCUAAAAAGGCGCAAAAUAUUUUUAGACAUGUGUUUUUCAUUAUAGAAACUUUGUAAUUCAUAUUACCUCAUUCCUCGCAUUUAGUUGCUUAAAGUUUAUAGUUUUAAUAAUGUUCAGAAGUAAGUUAUUUUAUUUGUUAAUGCAUGAUUAAAACUAUUUUAUUUAAUUGUAAAACUUUAAAGAUAUCGUAUGAAAACUUAUAUGCUUUGAAUCUGAAAACUCGCAAGUAAAGAGUCGCUUGAUAUCAGUAUUAUUGGGAAAACUUAGCUUUUAUCUAUACGUUGAUUGUAUGCAGCGUUUGUAAAUACGUUUUAUUAAUGUGUAAAUUUACAACUGUGUAUAGUAUAUCUACAUGCAUAUAAAUCCGUUUGUAUUCUUGUUACCUAUGCUAUGUAAUUUGGGAAUUACUUAAAUCUGAAAUAUUAAUGAUACCUAAUUUUUGUCUCACGCCUAAUCAAAUGUAAUAGUGAAAUUUCACUGCUGCGUCACUUGUAUUAAAAAACAUAAUUGUCUUUAUUUUUCUUAAGAGAAAGUAAAGGACAACAAUAUAUAUUAAUACAAAUAUGUCGGCAGUUUACACCCACUCUUAUAAGGUUUGUCGCAGUAACAAACCGAUCUAUUAGUUUUAAAUGUAGACAAUAUAGACAAUACAAUUUAUAUCAAAAUUCUGUUUAACAGCAUGCACAUUAUUUUUAGACUAUAAGUAAGGUGUGACAUUAGGUAGCUUUACUGACAUCUUUUGAUGAAACUCUACCAAUUAUACGUAUAUAAUUUGGGUCCUAUUAAAUACACACUCGUCUAUAUUUCCGUACCUGUAGCGUGGUCGAAUUGAGGCUUUCUUGUAUAAUCAUUAUUAAUUAUUAAUAACCUUUAACCACAUUAUAACAAACUAUAUUAAAGGAAUUGGAUUACAAUUAUUGCCCAAUUAUAAAUAAAAUAAUGAGCCUCUAGUAGUAUUUAUAAAUGUCAAUUUUUGCGGAUCAAUUACACAGGAUCCAAAAAAAUGAUAAUGACGGGACAUAAUUUAAUAAAAAUAAAAAUAUUGGUUUUGAUGGAUGACAAUGUAGAGAUGGUCCUAUAGCGGGCGUGGAAGCAUAUCUUAGAGAAAGGAUUUAGAUAAAUUACUUUUGUUUAUGAAACAAUAAAAUACAAUAGAUUUCAAUAGUAAAAUGACUUUAUGACCAAAACAUGAAUAUUUGAUUAAUAUUUUCUAUUCUUUAGUUUUAAUUUAGAUUAUUUAAAAAAAAUGGUUACAGUUUAUCUGACACAAAUGUAGUAGUUCACAAAAAAAAAAAA